Fusarium proliferatum ET1 is the source of this 3246-nucleotide messenger RNA. RefSeq lists its product as uncharacterized. The record is from RefSeq and is a predicted model, not a curated record. NCBI's taxonomy places the organism in Eukaryota, Fungi, Ascomycota, Sordariomycetes, Hypocreales, Nectriaceae. Bases 1 to 3246 code for a protein of 1081 amino acids. The transcript is spliced from 2 exons.
AUGUUCACACAGAGCCCUCCUAUCAUCUCAGCAUCAGACCCAUUGGUCACAAAACUGAAAGAUUUUUAUUCAACCUUCACUGCAAUCCUUUGCACGCUUCGCAAUGAAAUCCCUCAACCGAAGCCCCAGACGCGUUCCACGGUCGCGGAAACAGCUGAGCAAGCAGCACUGAGGACAACUGAGCGUGACAUGACUAUUUUGCAGAGCCAGUUGGAAGCAAUAAUAUCGCAGGCGAAAGGUACCCAGACUCAGCCUCAAAAUUUUAACCUUCCUGGCGUUGCUGCCCUCUUGGAACAAAGCAUUAGCGAAGCCACAAACCGCCCACAGAUGGACACCCAAGCAAGUAAAACCUCAUCAUUACAGCCUGCACAGACAUCGGACGAUCAACAGUCCGUCGGGUCAGAGGAUGUGAUCAUGACUGGUCACAAGGACGGAGGUGACGACGCCCAGCACACAGCCCAGCCACCAACCAUACCGAGCCCAGCUGAGCGGGCAAGAGUCGACCUAAAUACAAUACCCGGUAGCAUGGCAUUCAGAAGGAGCUGCUCGGUUUUGAGUGGAUCAACGAGUUCCUCCAUGGCCCCCGACGCGUCACCAGCUGGUUCUGUCGCGACCACUCACGUUACAUGGCCGGAGAGCUCUGCCGGGGCUUGUGAGCAGGAUGAGUCCAUUUUGGACGUGGACAUAGGGAAUGGCGCGCAAACAGGACAAUCCUUCGCCGGAGGCCUCAAUGGGAUCACUGACUGUUGCUCGCGACGACAUGCCGAGACCGAUCAGAGUCCUAUGGCCGAUACCAGGGCUGACCCGCCACCACGGAGUCCUGCAGCCAACAACGAAGCUAAGAACGAAGCCAACUCUCAGAUGCACACGGCCGAUAGUACAGCCAGUCCUCCACCACCAGUAGCCCACGAUAUAAGCCCCCCCUCCAAUGAGCAAUCGCAUAGAGAUGAUGAUUUGGACCAAGUGAUGGAUGAAGCCAUAGACAUGCUCGCCGCCCAUAGAGAUAACCAACACGCCGACGACCAACAAGCCUGUGCCCGCUCAAGCAGAGAAGAAAGCGAUGCCGCUAGCGAAGGAGUUGGGCCGAAUAUCAGGCCGAGCACACCAACGAUACAGAGGUCGUCACAAUCUCAGGCCAGCGAAGCUGUGGACACGUCAACAGCUAGCUCUGUUGUGACACACAUCACGUGGCCAGACAGCUCCGGUGGUACUUAUGGGCAAGAUACUACCAUGUUGGGUGUUGAAGGUACAGAAGAUGAUGAUCAGUCACAACAAUGCCUAGGUGGAGACCUCGACGCAGCGUCAGCUGAGACGGGUAUCCAACGGCUGCAGAGCCCUGCAGCCAACGAGACCACUAACGAGAGUGACUCUGCGGCCGACAUUAAUCAGAUGCCGCAGGGCCCUACAACCAACGAGGCUAGUUCUCCUGGUUCUCGCCAAUCAUCAACAGAGGACAUCGAUGACCAAGGAUCGCAGUCCACGCCUUGUCCAAAUAGGGCAGAAGGGGAUGCUGACGAGCUGUGCCCCGGACCCGGAAGCACAUUACCAACUCUAUCGCCCGCCGAUAUGAAAAGGCUUGUUUCCAAGAUUCAGGAAUUAGAAGCCCAAGGCUGUGGACAGCAUGUUGCUGUUCCUCGUGUUGAUGUUGAUUUGGAAGAUGUGAAGAAAAGUAUCGACACGGGAGAAUGGAGAUGUACAACCAUGGAAUACAAAGCGGUCCGGAAAGGCGGGGGGUACGCGUGGAUCUAUUCAGGCAUGCCGAAGAACCAACCUUUGCUCGAUUGGCCAGCUUUUACUGCAGAAUUCAAGCGGCCCACAACCGAGGAAGCCAAGGGUGUGUUUGAAGACACGGCCCAGAAUCCACCAGAAGGGAAGAUUCCUUACUAUAUUGGCCAUGCGGACAUUCUCUCUGAGCAGUCAUUAGAUCCUGGGCCUCUUAUUACUGGAAACAGUGAUUUCAAAGACAUACAUACCAACUAUCACCAUAUUGGGGGUCAUCAGUCCGGAAAUCGCAUUCACUGGGAAGAUUUUACUUACCUAGAUGAAACCAAUGAGGAACCAGUAUAUCGCGGUCUGCGAUCCUAUAACGAGGUUUACUUUGGGACUGGAUAUAAACUUUGGCUGGUUAUUGCAAAACAUCACAUAACCAAGUUUGAUACAUAUGUCAGAGGAAUGUGGCAAUGCAAAGACUGCAUGAACGGAAUUUCGCACAGAUGUCUCUUUCUUUCCCCCUCGAGACUUGAGAAGUCGGGCAUACACUAUACUAUUCACGUUAUUGGACGUGGCGAAGCUUUCUGGACCUUACCUGGGCAGCAACAUAGCAUCAUUAAUGUUGGCCAUUGCGCUGCCCGGUCAAUGAACUUCCUAUACCCUGGCGAAACAAUUGAUUUCAAGAAGCUCGUUCACUGUUCCGAGUGUGACCAGCACCCGAUCAGCUUACAACAUGGCGUCGGAUUACUCCCAAAGGAACCCAGCCGGAAGCGCAAACUUUUACACCCCAGCUUCCCUUCAAAGAAGACACGCAACGAGACUGCUCCCCAACGAGAGCUCGUCAAAAUCAAGAAAGCGCUACAGCUAGCAAAACUAACUUAUCGGCCGAUAGGGAUCGACGACGAAGAUCCAUCCAUCGCAGAAGUCAACGUCUAUAAGCUAGUGGCCGCAGUGCGUAGCACACUCGCCAUAGAGCAGUUUAUUGAAGUUGUGCGGCAAUGCAGGGACCCGCAAAUCAAGACUCAACUUAUCCAAGCGCGAAGCUCCUUGGAAGGAGCUGUCGAAUUAAUGAAAGCUGCAGACGAUCACACAAUGGCCCCAAAACUUCGCGUUCGGCUUGGCUUUCUCGACGAAUUUGCAGCCAAGCAUGGGUUAACAAGGCUUCGGCUGAAACACCAUCUUCAAGAAGGAAAGAAGUGGACAUCGCUAUGCACGUCGCACGAUGGACUACUGCCUUUUAUUUUCUUGAUAUCAGAAACGGCUCUUGGAAUUACUAAAGAGGACUGGGUAACAGCCACUGGCGAGGAAAACAAUAAAGCAUUCCACAAACUCCUUGAUGAUAAUUAUAUGAAGAACCUCUGUAUAGCAGGAAAGGCACUUGAAAAAUUGCUUUUUGGAGAGUCGGUCAAAUUUCUUUGGGAGAAGAAUGGCUUGGACCCAGAUGCGCAUAACAUCGAUGAGUUGCUUAAGGAAUACGAAAUGGAAGAGGCGAGCGCUGCCCCAACUGACCAUGGUGCACGCGGGGCAAUGGCUUAG